AUGUCUGCCAACGACGCAACUCUCUCCAACGCCGUGGCCGCAGCCCACCCUCCCCCACAGAUUCCAAUGAGCGCCAUGGAGCUGUGCACCUACUUCCCACUCCAGCUAAGAUACCCAGAGCUGAAGUUUCGACUCAUCCGCAACGGCUGGAACAACGGCCAAAUCGCGAAAGCCGAACUCAUCGCACGCGGAGCCUACAAUCAGCCCACAUUCACCCGCCGCGCAAACGCGCUUCGCCAAGCCGUCGGAACUGCGGGCCAGGAGAAAUUCAACGACCCGCAGUUCUCCGUCCAUACCUACCGCAACGACCCAGCCCUGCAACCCUUCACAGACCAAGGCUCACCCGCCGCAAACCGCGCGCUGUACGACAUCUCCCGCGCAAACCCGCCCGUCCUGCCACCCGCUUCCAUCCACGCCCCUCUACCAGCCGCUACACUCGAGCAAGUCGCCUAUGGCGUCCUCGUUCACCCGACCGGCGAAGACGCGGGGAUCUUCACCAAGGCGAUGCUCUGGGCGCUGUACUACGGCGUCGCGGGGCAGUACACCACCGACGAUAUCAUGCAUAUCGUCAACAAUGUCAACAAUUUCGAGGUUCCGCGGCCGGGAGAUCCAGCUGGACUGCCCCGGAGGAGGAUGAAUGUGUUGCCGGGGGAGGCGGGGACGCAUCGUUGGGAUCAGGGGGGGAGGGACCGGGUGCAGGCGAUUGAGAGGCCGUGUCAUGUAGCAACGAAAUACUACGCCUCUGGCUGGCUCUCUGUCGAGCUAAACCCAUCUGGUCCGUCGAAAAAGCACGGCAAUGACGGAGACGAAAUGGGCUCCGAGACCACAGAGAGCAGCGUGUUGCUUAGCUCGUCGGACGAGGAAAUGGACAUUGGAAGGUUUGGUCCAACGACCAUGCCCGAAGCCCAAUAUGUUCCGUCGAAAUGUCCGCAAGAAGGGUCCCCGCAAGACACUCACCAUCAGACCACGCGUACCAGGGACAAAAAAACAUCCUGGCCUCCCCUCUCCAAAGUCGAUCUUCGUCAACUAAUGCCUACCCGUCCCGCGCCCAGACCGCCCGGCAAGAGAGAGACGACACCCCACGCCCCGUCAACCACGAUCGCCCCACUCGCGCUCACACCGAACAGAAAGCCCGCGAACGGGAAGCCGCCUGCUGUUGAAGGGACUCUUAUGGACCUGAUUCAUGCAGCAGACCUCGACGUGGGCCGCGCCAACUGGAUUCAACGCGAAGACGAGCACUUCCACUAG
This is a messenger RNA of Zymoseptoria tritici IPO323, 1248 nucleotides long. RefSeq lists its product as uncharacterized. NCBI's taxonomy places the organism in Eukaryota, Fungi, Ascomycota, Dothideomycetes, Mycosphaerellales, Mycosphaerellaceae. The coding region runs from base 1 to 1248 and encodes 415 amino acids. The record is from RefSeq and is a predicted model, not a curated record. The transcript has 5 exons.